AUGUGGUCCGCAUUGUUUGCUCCACCACAAACUCGACGACCUGUACCCGCCGCUGCACCAGAGGAGCCAAUCGUGCAACCACCAAUCGUGCAACCACCAAUCGUGCAAACAAUACUCGUGCCAUCAGUCGCCGAGAAACCAGCCCGGGAAGAAAUAACAGCCGAGCCACCAAAAUCUCCAGGAAAAUAUAUUCCCCCGCAAAGGAGACACCUGGAUCAGCCUCCGGUCCAGUACCCUUCCACCGAUACCAUGUUGUUUGUAGCCGGUUUCACCAGGAAUAGCGAUGACGCGACGAAUGAGAGACACGUUCGCAUAAUCUUCCGUGGGUUCGAGAUUGUUGAAGUAGGGCGACGGAUGCGUAGAGGAGCAUCCACUUGGCGGACUCCCAGAUUUUAUUGCUGCGUGACAUUUUCGACGGCUGCCGAGGCGAAGCUGGCAAGACGGGCUCUGAAUCAUAGACGGCGCCUGGGAUUUGUUAUAAGCGUGGCACCUUGGAGGGAAUCAGACCCAGGGAAGCACAUGAAUCGGCAGUCGGAGUGGCCAGUACUCGUUCAAUCUUAA
Molecule: messenger RNA, 561 nt
Organism: Pseudovirgaria hyperparasitica
Lineage: Eukaryota; Fungi; Ascomycota; Dothideomycetes; Acrospermales; Acrospermaceae
Exons: 2
Coding region: 1-561 (186 amino acids)
Molecular function (GO): nucleic acid binding
Source: RefSeq, a predicted model, not a curated record